This is a messenger RNA of Paramisgurnus dabryanus, 2421 nucleotides long. RefSeq lists its product as uncharacterized. The record is from RefSeq and is a predicted model, not a curated record. Lineage: Eukaryota; Metazoa; Chordata; Actinopteri; Cypriniformes; Cobitidae.
GAAAAAGAAGAAGAAGAAUAUAAACAUGAUCGAUCAUACUAGCGGAUGUAAACAAAGGAUAUUGCGGGAUUUUUCACUAUUUUUCGUUGUUUUGGAUUAAAACGUCGGAUGCUUUUUGAAGAGUGGACCCUUACGUUGCAAUGUACGCUUAAGUUUUUGGUAAUUGUCAGAACCAUAUGGCAAGAUAUGCGAGUACCGACAUGCCUUCUCAUAUGCGGUCCGUCUCCAUUUCAUUUAACCCUAUUCACUCCAGUGUAUUGAUUGCAAAAACAUGUUCAGAACAUGAAUCUUGAGUGUUUAAGCUUUCAAAUAAUGUAAAGUUUGUGAUGAUUGAAUAUUUGAUAUUAAACAAAAUACAUAAACACGUAGACACGCCCCUGCCCGCCGCCGGGCUUGUUCGACUUCAUCCGGCGCCGUAAGAAUGGAUAACCGGAUGACGUCAAGUACCGCGAGAGUGAUUCGCGACAGUUUGCUUUUAUAUAGCUCUCGCGGAACUUUGACGUUUUGUCGGUUCUUGCGACGACUAUUGGCUCGUAUCGUUAGACUUUUCAAUGCUGUUUUUCUACAGUCAGCAGAUUUGGCCCAGAUCUACUUACCACAUCAGAACCAAAGCUUCCACAAAGACAGUUCACUGAUGUGGCCCACAUCUGUAAUAUGGACCCAGACCACCUCAAAACUUGUGCGUUUCAUCACUGGUUUACUGAACAGAGCCGAACGCGCCAAGUGAGUGAGGUCCGUCCGUUUGAGAGACGUGAUGCUGAUCUGUCCCUCAUCCGUACCACGGAUUACAGCCAGAAACCGUUGGAAUGGAGCAAGUUUAAACUUUUGUGGGGGUGCCCAUUGCCAUAUUUCGUUAUUAAAUGCUUAUUUGUUAAAUCUUACAAUGGAACACUUGCACGUAGCCUACACAAAAAUGAUUAAUUCACUAACAAAGUAUAGGCUUGUCUUAAAAUGGAAGAUUCAUCACAUAACAAAAAAAGCAAUUUAGCAACUGUCCACUAUCCAGGUGCAAUGGUCCAAGCUGUUUUGCCGUCCUGGGAAGAAAAAAGUUGCGAACAUCGUGGGGAAAAAACCGGCACUGGCGCACAUGAUGGAUGCUAACAUGGAUGCUGCACACAUGUGGUCAACUUGUGAGAUGAAGAAAUACUGUGGAGUUCUUUUUACGGAAGAAAACGCCGUAAAUGUUGUGCCUAGUAAAUGGCUUAAGGAGGGGAAGUGCUAUUGGCCUGGCUACCUGUCUGACGAAAAAAAUCGCAAGGCUGGCAUUAGAUGCGAGGAGCCAGGCCCUGGAUGGAAGCUAUUUAAUGUCCGGGUCCUAUUUCAGAAAGACGAGUACACUGCCGCCACCCUAAAAUUAAAAGAAUAUCUCAAAGAUGGUACUGAAUGCCUACAGUCUGAGUCUGAGGAGGAUCCAAAACGACGACGCAAAGAAAAUUCUAGAUAUGACAGCGAUUCUGACCCCAUAGUGGUGUCAAAGGGAACCAUGUCCAAAGGAACUGUGAAGGAAAAAUUUCCCUCACAUCUGGCAUUACCUGCUGUACCCCCUUUACCACCACUCCCCAACUGUGACAACUAUCAGGAACAUACACUCACUGACAUUAGCUGGAGUGUGAGAAAGGAGUCAGCACAGGCCGGAAUAUCAGCGUCAGGCCCAAGCAUGGGCAAUGGGUCUUUAAUGAGUCCAGCUGAGCACUCAUUCUCACAAGCAAUUAACCAAGGGUCCCCCUGUGACUUCUUUCCUGAACUACCUACAUUUUCUGAUGGUGAACGUAGGGAACAGGGCUUCUUCUUCAGGCCCUCUGUUAGGGUGAGCAAUGGUACCGGCCCCAUUAGAUGCACAGAGGCACAGUUACAUGGCCUGCUUCUACUUGAAAAUAUAAAGCAGCAAGUAACACAACUUGCCACCACCGUCAACAUAGUCUUAAAUAGACUUACCACGGAAGGACACCCCAACCACGAAAUGCCGGAAGAGUUUCAGUUCCCCAUAGACAGCGAGGGAGAACUUCAACGUCUGGAGGAAUGGCUCCGGGAUCCGGCAAACGACCGGAAAAAACAUGCUAUGGUGAUCUCCCUCUCCUCCGUUGGUGGUGUAGACGUUAAGAGGGUCACAUGGAACAUUUUAGCCAAAAUGUUUAGCUGUGCCGUGGCCAAAAAGGUGAACUGGAAGGGUGUCCAUGGAAAAUUCGGGUUCCAGAAGAUGGCCUCCAAAACAAUCCUUACCAGAGCAGUACGCAAGUGUCCAGUUACGGCCCAGGUAACAGACACAGAAAUCCACCAGUGCGCCAUACGCUGGUUUGCACUGGCGCACGACCGGGAGGGGGGCCGUAGCAAGCGCCAGCGCCAGCGUGAAGAACAUGAAGCCAGCUAUUAAUUUUUUUAUAAAAUUUUUUAUGUUCAUGUUUUAAAUGGGUUUUAGCCAUG